AUGUGGAGGGCAGCAGUAGCCACACAUCCACAACAAUGGGAAGCUGAGAUGAGGAAUAUUAAAGCCAUCAAUGAUGAGGCUUUCAAAUACUUGCUUUCAAUUCCACCUAGAUAUUGGUCACGAUCUAGAUUCACCCCUAGAUCACAAUGUGACACGCUUGUCAACAACAUGUCUAAAGCCUUUAAUAGUGUGCUAGUAGAUAGUAGGUCUAAGCCUAUUAUUAGCAUGUUAGAAGACAUUAGGGUAUACAUUAUGAAGAGAUGGGCUGCCAACAAGACAAAGAUGAUACAGUAUCAAGCUUCAAUCUGCCCUAAAGUUUGGAGUAGAUUUCAAAAGGAGUCUUCCUUAGUAAGAUAUUGGUUACCAAGGUGGUCAAGAGAGAAAUUAUUUGAGGUCAUGCAUAUUUCACAAUUUGGCAACCAAUUCGUUGUGAAUGUGGACACCAUGGACUGCACAUGUAGAAAGUGGGCAAUUACUGGCAUUCCUUGUGUGCAUGCCAUAACAUCAAUGAAGUUUCUAAACAUCAAUGCUGAAGAUUACAUAACCCACUGGUAUAGAAAGUCCACUUAUGAAGAGACUUACAACAGCAUAAUUUACCCUAUCAAUGGUCAAGAUAUCUGGGAGGUAACACCCUAUUCAGAUAUAUUACCUCCAAAGAAGAAGAAAAUGUCAGGAAGGCCCAAAAAGAAACGAAGAUUGGAGGAGUGGGAAUUGAAGAAGAACGAUAGUGAGUUAAGAAAGGGUGGUCAGAGAAAAAAAUGUGGUAUAUGUAAGGAGCNUGGUCACAACAAGAAAGGCUGUCCACAAAGACCUACUGCCCAAUCUCCUUCUGAACAAACACAAGGCACCCAAGCUCCACCAAUAGAUGUUCCACUUACCCAAGAAUCCACUGUGAUGGCAAGUGCAAGUGGUCCUCCUCAACAACCAGACUCCANUGUGAAUGAUGCAUGCUGA
Messenger RNA from Vigna radiata var. radiata (mung bean), 954 nucleotides. RefSeq lists its product as uncharacterized. The record is from RefSeq and is a predicted model, not a curated record. The coding region runs from base 1 to 954 and encodes 317 amino acids. Gene Ontology annotation, molecular function: zinc ion binding; nucleic acid binding. The transcript is spliced from 3 exons. NCBI's taxonomy places the organism in Eukaryota, Viridiplantae, Streptophyta, Magnoliopsida, Fabales, Fabaceae.